GCGAGGACAUCGGCUGUUGCCAUGGAAACCUGCGUUAGCUGCCAGAGUUUCUUUAAUAUUUUUACAUAAGUUUAAGCAAACUUUUUUUAUCUUUUUGCCUUAUAAAGUACUGGAAAAUGGAUGAAUUAGUUGGUCCUAAUCUUCAAAUUAUGCUGAGUAUUAAAGAAGGAAAGGGGUUCGAUAAAAUAACCUAUCCGACGAUUAUUAUUGCUACGAUAAAUGGCCACUCCUUGGAGACAAACAUAUUCGAAGCUGAUCCUAAUCCGCAAUAUGCAACUGAUUUGGUUUGGGAAGCGGAUAAAACUGCAGUACGAAAAAUGCGGUCCGCUCAGGUUCCUUUGAAAGUCGAAUGCUUUAUGUUGAAAGAGAACCGUGUAAAAGAAAAAAUAGGAUACUUGCUUUUGAGUGUUCGUUCUGCACAAAUUCUUACCAAACGGAGAGAAGCGACUAUCAAAUCAAAUUGGAACACCUUGUUAGGAUUAAAAAGUGACUUCAAAACGUUGAAACCUGAAUUGUUGAUAUCCUUAACUAUAGAAGAUCAAGAAAAAAAUACAGUUGCGAAGGAAGAUUUGGAAACAAACCGAUCCUCCGUGAAGGAUGCGAUAGUGCCUUGUUUACAAAGAGACGAACGUUUAAUUCAAUUGGGUCCGCCCGAAACUUGCCAAGACAUUUUUCUCUUGAGUAUCACCGCGGGAAUGGCAGCAAAUCUGGAUCUCCUCGCGAAAGAAAAAGUCGGUGCCGAAACUACUUUUAGUUUUUGGUAUCGAAUUCUAGAGACCGAUGUGCAGCUCAAACCCUUCAGAAGCAACGACGCAAGUUCCUGGAUAUUGAACGAGAAGAUAGUCAUAAGAAUCAGAAGUUCAUUGAGUGUUUUGAAAAAUUAUUUGGAGACGAAACCGUUUUUAUUGGUCACGUUGAGGCACAAAGAUUGUACAAUUGGACAGACGGAGGUCAAUCUUCAGCCACUUGUUCCAGCGGAUAAUGUCCAGGAGUUCCUUAAACAUGCUGUAAAUUCUAGCACAGUAUUGUUGGACCAGCAUUGUUUAUUAACGAGUGAGACGAGAAGUGAAUGCGAAGGUCAUGUCAGGAAACCGUACGUUAGUCUCCAGUUAAAACUGCAAUACGUCGGGAUAAAAAAUACAGUUUCGGAAUCUCAGAAGCCGAAUUCAUUGCCCAAUUCGCUUCCUAAUUUUUGCACAACUUCCUCGACGAAUGAUAUACAUUUUCACGACACAGGACAAAUUACGAAUUUGUUGUUACCAAAACCUUCGGGGAUAGAAUCUCAUAGAAAUCCCGGUGGCGAUUUCAGAAGAUGCAGAACAGGUGAGCCGUGUAUUUUCACUUGUGGAAAUAUACAGCAACAGUCUAUGAAUUGUGAAAUGAUUCAGCAACAACCCAGAGUGCAUCCGCAUUCAUCUGAAUUAGCCAAACACUGUUGCAAUGAGUACUCGAAAAAUGUUGAAACAUAUCGAUGUUACUGCUUAAAUGUUCAGCUAAAUAGUAUUAAUUUAAGCACUUCCUCGGAAAUCAUACAUCACGUCGAAUUCAGGUUCCAUCAUCCGAAAAUUGAAAUAAUGUCGACGAAUCAUCCAACUGUGACACUUUUGUCUGGAGAAAAGUUAAAGUUACAAAACAUAGGAUGUAAACUACAUUUUAUAUCUGCGUCGGAAGAAAUUAAAAAAUUGCUUCUCUCUUUUCCGCCGAAAAUCAGCAUUUGUGAUGCUGGAAAAGAUGAGAAACCCUGUUUGGCACUAAUGAUUUUGGAUGUACAACGACUUUUUGGUCAUAAUAAGUUCGAAUGCCAAUACGAAGCGGCUUUGAUUGACUCGGAUCAGAGAAAAAUUGGAGAUCUGGACGUUUCGGUUUAUUUGGAGGAUCAGGGUCCUUAUUAUAGAACAAAAAAAAGAUUAUCAGAAGAUAAUUUAGGUCCGCCGAUUUUGGACGAUAGCUUAGCAUAUAAAAUAGUGGAAGAACUCGAAACGUGGAAAGAAAGGCAAAAGGAAAUAUUCAGAGCAGAGUUAAGAAAAAAGGAAGAGCGUCACUUGAAUCUUCUAAGUACGGAAUGGCAAAUGAGGAGAGACAAUUUAGAAGCGAAAUUCACUUCUAGUGUUGAGCAGUGUAAAGUGUUGGCCAAUAAUCUGAACCACGCGACUGAAGAUUUGCGAACAAGAAGACUUCAAAGUCUCGAGAAAGAAGCGAGGCUCAUGAAAGAGAAGGAGGAACUGCAGUGUAAAUACAAUCACAUGAUGCAGGAGCUCAAGGAAUCGUCUUACAAAAUGCAGGAAGAACUUGCCGUGAAAGUGAAAUAUCUCGAAGAUCAGAAUCGAGUUCUUGAAAUUCAGAUCGAGCCUCUGAGGCGCGAUAAUGAAAACUUGAAGCAAAUGGUGAAUAAGCAGGCCGAGAAGCUUCAGAUUUUUGAGAAAGGAUCCUUAACUCAAGACCAAACAGCUUCCUUGCUUCAAGAAUUGAAAAGUCUCGAAGAAAAGCUGACGAAUGCACAAAAGAGUAAAUCGUAUUUCAAGGAGCAAUGGGGAAAAGCAAUGAGAGAGAUUCACAUGAUGAAAAUGGAAAAUCAGCAAGCAAUUGAAUUGCAAAUCAAAAGUGGUAAAGAGGAACUCAAAAGUCUUAAUCUGGAAGACAUUUUGAAUGCAGAGACACGCGGAUUAUCAACAAAUAGCCAGAUUCUUUUGGGACAAUUGCAGAAGAACAUGAAUACGAUGAAAUCGAAAUCAGGCUUUCUCGAGUGUAAUUCGAAUGAUCAAAUUUUCGCACCAGUUAGUAACAUCGGACUAAAAUCGAAUCGCAGUGCCCCGAAAUCGGAAUUGACGACAAGAUCUGAGGAGCAGGAGGAGAAACUGCGGAUGUUGAUCGAGGAGAGAGAUUCGCUCUUGAAAACUGGAAGCUACACCAUCGACGACGAUGUUAUUGUUAAAUUAAACACUGAAAUCAGAUCGCUCUUAAUUUUUGGCUGACGUAAGUUUUUGCAGGAAUUUUAUAACUAUAGAACAGGACAUUUAAAACUUAUCAGUCGUUUCAGUAUUGUAAAUUACUGUGACGCGAGAUUAGAAGAGGAUAAGAUAUUAUCGUGAUGAUAAUGAAGCCUAAGGCAUUUUAUAGAAUUAAUAUCGGAUAUUUUAUUUGUACAUAUCUAUUGAUAAAUAAAUAAGAGACGGUGCUUUUGUUA
Molecule: messenger RNA, 3184 nt
Organism: Belonocnema kinseyi
Lineage: Eukaryota; Metazoa; Arthropoda; Insecta; Hymenoptera; Cynipidae
Gene: rha
Product: centrosomal protein of 120 kDa
Exons: 10
Coding region: 117-2972 (951 amino acids)
Biological process (GO): positive regulation of centriole elongation; centrosome cycle; interkinetic nuclear migration
Cellular component (GO): centrosome; centriole
Source: RefSeq, a predicted model, not a curated record